Messenger RNA from Vitrella brassicaformis, 2066 nucleotides. Lineage: Eukaryota; Vitrellaceae. The record is from the annotation of a GenBank genome assembly.
CUGGCAUGCAUGCGUCACGACAAAGCUCUAAACCCGCUGAAAAAGGGGUGAUCUGCCGCCCCCUUCGGCGCCUUCUCCACCACCCACUCAGCCACCCAUUUACACUCUAUCUCCAUCUGCACAUAGCCGUCUGCCCCACACAGUGCGAUUCGUAUCACUCGCUGCCCCCUGCCUCCUGCCCCAUAUCACCCCGCCCGCAAUCGGCCGCUCCCUCGCUGCAUGAAGGACGGCUGCUGCUGCUGUGGCUGUGGCUGUGGCUGUGUAGGCGGCUGUGCUGGUGGUGGUGUUGGGGGUGGGGGUGUGUGUGGUUGUCCGAUAGGCUGUCCGCAGUAGACGGCCUUGUAGGCGGGCUCGGUGAGGACGUAGUGCUCGCACUCGUCGUAUGAGUGGAACAGCUGCUGGCCCGUCUCGUUGUCCUCGUGCAGGGACCACCUGCACCCAUCCAUCCAUCCAUGCGCACACACACACACACACACAGAGAGAUCAGGGUGCGUGUAUGUGUGUCUCAUGAUUCAGUCACUCAGCUCACAUGGAGAAAUCCAGCUCACAGCCUUCAGCAGCAUCUGAAAAGGAUCACACCACCAAUCUCUGUCCGCCUCUCUGUUGUGUCUCAUUCGCCGCCUCUUACUCGGUAGUUCUAGCGGCAUGAACAGCUCCCUGACAGCACUUGCGAUGCUCUCGUUGCCCCUCACCGCCGCCACACACCCCUCCACCGUGUUAUUCCAGUAGGCACCGAACACCUUCCACACCGGGGCAUUCGCACACGUGCGCGCCACCUGGUGCGCCAGCUUCUCGGCACACUUUUCCGCCAUUGCACCUCCUGCAGUUGCAGUGGCAUUAGUGCCAGCCCCCGGCACAUUUGCCCCCGGUGCGAAUGUGGGCACGUGUGUAUGUGUGUGGUGGAGCGGCUUUGGCGUCACGAACGACGUGUCGCCGCUGCUGGUGUUGGUGUUGGUGGGAGGGAGAGGGGGCGGGGGAGGUGACUGGCCUGGUGCUGGUGAUGGCGGCCCUGGUGGCUGGGAGAAUGGCUGAGGCGGCAUGCCGGGCGGUGGCGGUGGGGUUGAAGACAUAGAUGGACCUGGCACUGCACACAAACAGAGGCAUGGGUGAGUCCGAGAGUUGGGACCAUUGUCGCUGCUCACUUGGGGGAUUAUUCUGCAUAGGGCCAGGUGGUGGUGGUGGUGGUGAGCCUGGUGACCCCGACGGCCCAUCAGGGAGAGGAGGCCCCAUAGGUGCCAUAGGUGGCGCAUGGGACGUGAUAUUUCCAUCAUGAAUCGGCGGCGCCAUGCUGUCCACGGGCGGUCCGGGAGGGCCUGGUUGGCCUGCGAAUGGCUGCUGUGGUGCGGGAGGGGGAGGGCCUGACGGGCCCCCGACACCCGGCGCUACAAGAAAAUGGACAAAACACCAGAAGAAGAGAUCUACAUGCCUUUCUGCCGAUUCUCUGUGGGCCGUUGUGGCGCGGAGUGAGUACCUGCAGUGGUCGGCUCGUUCGGCAUCGGUGGGACACCCACACCUGCAUCCGUGCGCCAACACAACAAAGGGGAGAGGGAACAUGACAAGAGGAGAAGAGAUCUAUCUCUCGCUAUGGAUGGCGUGCCUGUGCCAGGAGUCGGUCCUGGUGGCGCGGGAGGAACUGAUAGAACACGACAAUCGCACAAACAAGAGAAAAAAACCCCAGAUCUCUUCAACCUGCCAUUGCAGUGACUUCAUCACCCAUCAUACCAGCUUGAUUAGCGUCGGGCGGUGCUGUAGUCGGCUGUAGGGGGCCUUCUGGCGCAGGUGGCAUGCCGGUUGGCUGCACCGCCUGGAUCUUGGCUAAUUCCAUGCUUUUGUUCACCAUUGUCGACGUCGACGUCGCUCGGCUGGCCUUGAAGAGUGAGUGCUGCCCCGGCUCGAUGAGGCGGUCGGCGCCGCCUCGGUUGACGGCAUGGGCAACAGAGGCGACCGACAGCAGACACACAAGCGCACUGCAAACCUCCAUCCCCCCUUGGAAACCGGGAUCUGACCCUAGUCCACCGCACUUUGCGAGCGGUGGACAGCCGGUUGACUCCAUCUGUCCACCGGUG